AUGGUAUCUAAAAAAAUUCUGAUCGAUGGAAAAAAAGUACCGAGUAUAUUUACACAAUCAAAAGGAACAAUUAAAGAUUUAGAAACAAAUAAUAAAUAUAAAUUUCGUAUUAAAGCUGAAAAUAUUUAUGGUAUUGGUGAACCAUUAGAAACAACAUCUAGUAUUACUGUUAAACCAUCUUAUGAUGCAUCUGAUGCACCUGAUACUCUCAAAAUAACAGAAUAUAAUGCCACAUAUAUUAAACUUAAAUGA
Rotaria sordida is the source of this 252-nucleotide messenger RNA. Lineage: Eukaryota; Metazoa; Rotifera; Eurotatoria; Philodinida; Philodinidae. The record is from the annotation of a GenBank genome assembly.